AUGGAUCAGAAGGAGUGGUUUCCAUUUCUUCUAGCUUUUCUCAUAUCCUUGCCAUGGAAAAUUACUACUUCAGCUCUGCCUUCCGAGAAAUUUCUUCAUUGCCUUUCCCUUCGUUCUCAGAACUCUUCUUCCAUUGCAGAACUCGUUUUCACGCAACAAAAUUCUACAUAUUCCUUCGUUUUGAAGUCAACCGCUAAAAAUUCCAGGUUCACAACACCUUCUACUCCUACACCUCUGGCCAUUAUAACACCUAUGCAAGUAUCCCACGUCCAAGCAACAGUCUCUUGUUGCAGAAAACUCGGACUGCAACUCAGAUUUCGAAGCGGGGGUCAUGAUUUUGAGGGUCUUUCUUAUACUACAGCUUAUAAAGUUCCAUUUGUCGUGAUCGAUUUGGUGAAUCUUCGAUCGGUUCAGGUGAACGUCGAGAAAGCUACGGCGUGGGUUGAAUCCGGUGCGACCAUCGGUGAGUUGUACUAUGAAAUUGCUCGGAGAAGUAGAACUCUUGCCUUUCCGGCUGGCGUCGGCCACACCGUCGGUCUUGGUGGACAUUUAAGUGGAGGAGGCGAGGGUCUUUUGCUUCGAAAAUUCGGUCUCGCCGCGGAUAACGUAAUCGACGCUCGUUUAGUCGAUGUUGACGGGAGGAAUCUCGAUAGAAAAUCGAUGGGAGAAGAAUUGUUUUGGGCCAUUCGAGGAGGUGGAGGUGGUAGCUUUGGAAUAGUUCUUGCUUGGGAACUGAAAUUAGUCUCGGUUCCUGCUAAUCUCACCUCUUGUUCAGUCACCAAAACGUUAGAACAAAACGCAACCAAACUCGUUCAUCAAUGGCUGUCAAUCGGGCACAAACUUCCCAAAGAAGUACACAUGAACGUUAGAAUUUCAAGGAUCAGAACAAGUGAAGAUGAGAAGAAGAUGACAAUUCAAGCAAGUUUUGGUUCCGUGUUUCUUGGAAAAAUUGAUGAGUUUGUUCCACUGAUGGAAAACAAAUUCCCAGAACUUGACCUAACGAAAGAAGAUUGUUUGGAAUCGAGUUGGGCUGAAUCUAUUCUAUACUCAAACGGGUUCCCGGUCGGAAUACCAUUAGAAACCUUACUCGAUCGGAAUCGAAUUCCGGCCACGUUCUUCAAGGCGAAAUCCGACUCCGUAAAACAAUCCAUCCCUGCAACAGCAUUUGAAGGAUUGUGGCCAAAGUUCUUCGAGGAAGAAGCAAAAACCGCAAGUAUGACACUUACGGCUUAUGGAGGGAAAAUGGAUGAGAUUCCCGAGACUGAAACUCCAAAUCCACACAGGGCUGGUAAUCUCUACAACAUCAUAUACGUGGUGACAUGGGAACAAAAGGAAAAUAAAAAUCCAAAAAAGUUCAUGAGUUGGAUGAGGCGAGUUCACAGUUUCAUGACUCCAUUCGUCUCGAAAUCUCCACGAGAAGCGUAUGUUAAUUACAGAGAUCUUGAGAUCGGAGCUAAUGAAAUCGACAACGACGAGGACAGCUACGAACAAGCCAAGAUCUGGGGUGUUAAAUAUUUCAAGAACAAUUUCGACAGAUUAGUGCAUGUAAAGACCAUUGUUGAUCCUGGAAACUUCUUUAGGCAUGAACAAAGCAUCCCUCCGCUCUCACGUCUGUUGAAGAAGAGAGUAAACCGGAGCAGCCUUGAUAAGAAUUGAAGCUUGUAAGAUCAGAUACAUAUUUCUUUGCAAGUUUUCAUAUUAUUAAAUUUCCAAAUGGUUAGACAAUUAUUUGCAUU
Molecule: messenger RNA, 1736 nt
Organism: Hibiscus syriacus
Lineage: Eukaryota; Viridiplantae; Streptophyta; Magnoliopsida; Malvales; Malvaceae
Product: berberine bridge enzyme-like 18
Exons: 1
Coding region: 1-1656 (551 amino acids)
Molecular function (GO): oxidoreductase activity; FAD binding
Source: RefSeq, a predicted model, not a curated record